Molecule: messenger RNA, 1212 nt
Organism: Alternaria arborescens
Lineage: Eukaryota; Fungi; Ascomycota; Dothideomycetes; Pleosporales; Pleosporaceae
Exons: 1
Coding region: 1-1212 (403 amino acids)
Source: RefSeq, a predicted model, not a curated record
AUGUUUUCCAAGUCUACUAUCAUGGCCGCAGUUGCCAUCGUUGCGACCACAAACGCACACGUCAAGAUCACAUCGCCUGUCCCUUUCAGUGUUGACCAACUUGACACUGCACCGAUCACCAAGGAUCAAUUUCCUUGCAAGAGCAACCUUGGAUUCAAAGUUUCCGAGAUGAACAAAAUGGCUGUUGGUGAGGAACAGACCCUCAAACUGAGCGGAACCGCAGUUCACGGAGGAGGUUCUUGCCAACUCAGUGUUACCACCGAUACUGAGCCUACUGAGAACUCAAAGUUCAAAGUCAUCAUGUCAAUGGAAGGCGGCUGCCCUGGUACCGACGGCUCAACCAACGACUACCCAUUCAAGCUUCCUGCUAGCAUCCCCAAUGGCAAGGCCACUUUCGCAUGGACAUGGUUCUCCAAGCUAUCAGGCGCGCCGGAACUUUACAUGAACUGUGCGCCUAUAGAGGUCACUGGUGGUGCCAGCGACGACUCUGCCUUCAACGAGCUCCCGGACAUGUUUGUUGCCAAUAUUGGCGAGGGCUGCACUUCCCCCCAGAACUUUGCCACCAAAUUCCCCAACCCCGGUCAAGAUGUGAUGAAGGGUGCCACCGAUGACACGAAGGACCCUACCGGUUCUUGUGGCGCUACUGGUUCUGCUCCCGCAGACCCAUCUUCUCCAGCUGGUGGUCAGCCAUCUGCUUCUCCUUCCGCUCCCAACGAUGGCCAGUACUCUGCUGCUCCAACCUCUCCAGCUGGUGGCGCGCCAUCCACUGCUCCUACAUCUGUUGCUGGUGGCGAGCCAUCUCCUCUGCCAUCCAACGGUGGCGGUGUCUUCGCUCCCGGAGCCUCCAGCGCUGCAUCUGUCGCUCCCUCAGCUGCGCCCACUGUUCCAGGAACUUCCACCACGCUCGUCACCGUCACUGCCUCGCCAACUGCUCCAUCGCCAGCUGCACCCACCGUCCCUGCUGGAACCGGCUCCCCUGCCACUCCUUCCACUCCUUCUACUCCUUCAGCUGGUGGUAGCUCAGGCGCUUGCACUGAGAACGGCUCAGUAGUCUGCAACGGCACCGACCAGUUCGGUCUCUGCAACAACGGCGAAGUCGUCUGGCAAGCAGUCGCUGCCGGCACACAAUGCACCAACGGCAGUAUCACCAAGCGUGGCUACCACGGCCGUAUCGCCCGCCCUCGCCGGUCCAACCGUCGCCACGGUCACUAG